Trichoderma atroviride IMI 206040 is the source of this 1672-nucleotide messenger RNA. NCBI's taxonomy places the organism in Eukaryota, Fungi, Ascomycota, Sordariomycetes, Hypocreales, Hypocreaceae. The record is from RefSeq and is a predicted model, not a curated record.
CUGUUCCUUUCUUCUCUCCUAUUCUGCAAGGUUUCAUCUAGCUUCCCCCCUCUUAUUAAGUUAUCUAGCCUAUUACUUAUAUACAACCACCCUAUUGUAUUAUCGCGGGUGCGCCAAAGAAGAAAGCUUCUGUCACAACAUGCCGAAUCAUGCCAUGAUUUGACCGCCCGAGCUCCAGUCCAAGACUCCAUAUACGCUUUUGCUUUGAGUGCGAGCGAGCCCGGCGCCACCAUGGAGCACACAAUGCGACCUGUCAUGGCCACUACUGCGUGCUCCUCCGUUCAGACGCAUGUGGCCGUGCACAAAACCUGUUCACCGAGUCUGCUAUCUCGCACCCAAGCUCCAGCUCAUCGCCACGACCAUCGCGAUGGGGUUGCAGCCGCAUCGGUCUGGAACUAGGCAUCAGCUUGUCAUGCAACUCGCACACACACCACCUUGUCGCGAUAGUCGCAGCAGCAGUGCUCCAAUAUCAAGAUAAGGCUGGCACGUCUGCUCAAAGCUUACCCACCUCCACAAAGCAUCCCGCUGCUGCAAUCUCUUCCGUCUCCCCGAUGUGGCUUGCUCUUAUUACAAGCUCGUAUCGUACUGUAUGUGCUGUAGUGUCUAAACAUUUACACACAGGCACGGCACAACGUGACUGGCUGGCGACUGACACAAAACCUAAACUCUGGCCAGCGCCUCUUGUUCCCGCUGCCCGUUGUGGCACGUUCCUGUCGUAACCGUCGUACGCCUAUUACACAAUCGAUGGCGUGAGGACCCCAGGCACUCUGCACUCAGCCAUUAAUUACACAUCUUACAUCUGGUUGGGGAAAAACAAGGGGGGGCAUGCCAGACAUUUUGGCGGCUAAUACUUGUUCCAUACACUGCAAGCAUCCAUCAUUGACUGCUCCGGCGAUGGGAUAAUUGGCACGGAUGAGUCAAGGCUCCGAACGGCCAGCUGCAGUUGGAAAAUGCAACCAAGCCCACGCCAAGCCCAGCCCAGCCUAUAGACUCAAUUCCCCCCGAUCUCACCCGCCUAUUCGUUCGUCUAUUCAAAAAGAGCUCAUCCAUAUUGAUUCGAUACUUUUGAAUUGCUGCCUCCAGAGUGGCUUGUCCAAGUACUCACGCCAUGCCCAACCGAUGCAAGCUCUCCGAGUUUACAAAUAGUUAUACCAAACGCUUAUGCUAAGACACAGUAACAAUAAUCUGAUGGAGUAAAUCUCGGCAAGCUAAACCGGAACAGCGGGCAUUUUUUGUUCUUUCCUUCUUUCUUAUGGUUUCUUCCGCUUCCCCCAACACCCCACCAGCUUUUUGAGUGCGCGCUGCCGCAGCCAUUUUAAAUUAGGCCCGUCACCUCAUCGCAUCGCUGUGCGUUGGCGUCUUAUAUAGCGGGCAGAAGCGGUGAAAGUUGGCCCUACAAUAGUGCUGAGGGUAUGAUGCGUAAAAUCGCACAUCUUAAUUCACUGUAAUGAGAAGAGUUACUAGAUGACCCAUCUCACAUGAAAAGACACGCAUGGUUUAAGCAGACAGCAUCAUGACCGGGAGUUUUCGCAACUCUCAACUCAAGGUAAAGAAGCCACCUUAUCGAUAAACACAUUAUGUAAGCAAACCUGCCGGGAAUGGAAAUUUUGCUCCUCUCUCAAGUCCCCAAUUCAAAAUCGCAUCUCCAAAGCCGCAGCCCUGUGACGACAUC